CGAAUUAGACAUAUCGCCAGCGUCCUCACCAGGGCACCCAUGGAAGUAGCCGUGCCUACAUCUCCGGGGAUUUCACCGCUCCAACUGGAAGAUUGCAUGGAGGAGUUGUUAAAAUUCACCCUACUUUCUUCCAUACAUGGCAAAAUCCACACCGGCCUCUCAAAUGAGUACUGCGCCAACCUCCUCAGAGAGGACCCCUCCGAUCCCCUUUCCACUCGCACCGGGCCACGUUUUGUCAGAAGAUACUGGAGGAGUUCCAUCACAUCCUUUAUACAAGCACCUAGCAUCAUCGUUUUGCCAUAUUAUACAUUCUGGAGCCUUGUCUACAGCAUAUAAUGAACUUAAACCAUUGCAUGAAGACCAUUGCAUAAAGAAGGAAGAUGAAUGGAACAAGCUGUUUCUGGAAAAGGGUUCUCUUCUACAAAGUAUGCUGGAAAAAGUGAGCUUUCAGCUUCAUGUUCAGGAGCCUUUCUUUUCUCAGCUGAAUGAUGAACUCAAAACAGUUGAAGGAAGGUGUGCUUCUGGUAAUUACAAUAGUAUCCAGUCUGGACAUUUACUACUCUUCAACAAAUGCUUGAUCCUUAAAGUUCAGGAUGUACGGAAAUAUGUCUCAUUUCAUGAAAUGCUUACAGCAGAGACUCUUUCAAAAGUUCUCCCAGGAGUAGCAAGCAUUGAAGAAGGUGUGCAAAUCUACAGAAAUUUCUAUUCAGAAGAAAAGGAGAGUUCUAAUGGAGUUCUUGCUAUAUCUGUUACAAAACCAACUUCUCAGCUUUAUGUUGUUAUGGCCUCCAUACUUACAGAAUUGAGCUAUGCUGGAGUUCAAAAAUUUCUGGGCUUUGUGGAGACUACGGCCACGAACCCAAAUUUACUUCCUCCCCCGAUAUCCACUCUGAUGUCAGCAUUUUUAAUGCCACAUAAUCCUGAUGUUAAAGGUUCAGCUUUGACAAGUGGUGCCAGGGCACUAGCAAAGCAUGUCGAUAGAAGCAAUGAAAAAUACUGGGGUACCUUACAUGGAAGUGACUUAAACAAGAAUCAGCAUGCUAUAGAUUCGAUCACUGGCCUUCUAACCGACGGCUGCUGGUUGAAUAUGCACAUGGUUUCGCCACAUGGAACAGUGUUUGAAGUAAGAAACCGGGAUGGCUAUGGUGCACGGUGGUCUGCAGAUGGAUCCAAGUUCAUAGGAUUUCUUGAGCCGUACAUGUUGGACGGGCACUCAAACCGGUGGAGGCACUAGUUCACUACACCCUCAAAAUGAAUCGGCAUGCCAUUAUUUUCAAAAUCCAUUCGACCCCAUUUGCAUGCUCUGCAUAAUAGUUUUUAUUCUUCGGGUGCGGACUAGGUAAACCUAUGGUUAGCACAAUGUUGUUUGUUUUUGAACGCCAGAUUCAUGAUUUUGA
Messenger RNA from Andrographis paniculata, 1397 nucleotides. RefSeq lists its product as uncharacterized. The record is from RefSeq and is a predicted model, not a curated record. The transcript is spliced from 11 exons. Lineage: Eukaryota; Viridiplantae; Streptophyta; Magnoliopsida; Lamiales; Acanthaceae. Bases 137 to 1234 code for a protein of 365 amino acids.